GCGACCAUAAGAGAGAACAGCCUUUCUUCCGCCCAACGGGCUGCCGAUUGCUUCAUCGAAAUUCUUUUGGCACUUGCUCUAGAUAUUAUCUCCCUUUGCGGACGUCUCUACCUCGCACUUCAUUGUCCGGCGUUUUUUGUCUUUGGGAUCUCGAAACUUUUUUUCCAAGGUAUCUUUUUCUUGUCCCCCUCGCGCUGUCUAAGGUGGACUUGGUGCAAACGAAGGGAACACGUCGCUUAAACCUCGUAUAUGUUCACGCGAGAUUGCGUUUUGACUUGCCAUCAUUCUUGGCGGAAUCCGGCGAUUGCGCUUUUUUUUCGUAGCAGCUGGCGGUUUUAACGCUUCAAGAUGUCAGGGAAAGGUCCGGCACAGAAAUCUCAGGCGGCGAAGAAGACCGCCGGGAAGUCUCUGGGACCCCGCUACCGUCGACGAAAGAGAACCGAGUCUUUUGCUCUGUACAUUUACAAGGUCCUCAAGCAGGUGCACCCUGAGACUGGUGUGUCGAAGAAGAGCAUGAGUAUCAUGAACUCGUUCAUCAAUGACAUCUUUGAUCGCUUGGCUGAUGAAGCAGUUCGUUUGAUCCGUUACAAUAAAAAGAGGACGUUGUCUUCUCGGGAAAUUCAGACAGCUGUCCGUCUGCUGUUGCCCGGUGAACUCAGCAAGCACGCCGUCUCGGAAGGCACGAAGGCAGUGACCAAGUACACGACUUCUGGUGCAUAGUGGAAUAAACCACGGGGUGAAAUUUGAUGUUGAGAGGGAAUUCAUCUUCUAAAAAAGAAAUGGCAUGUGUAAUCCGAGGACGAGUCAAGGGGAUGCUUGUUAUAAUCUAGUGCUCAUUAUAACGCGUGCACACCAUCCCCAUCGGCAUUCUGCCGCUUCCCAUGUGCGUAUCUUUUCAGUUGUUUUGCAGUUCAUACAACGCUGGAUGCUGUGUAUGCCGUAAUUUUCUGACAGACUGUUUCUUCGAAGUGGAAUCGCUCUCGCACGCCACGCUUUCCGUAGCAGCGUGUCAGUCGGACCACAAGAAUGAACGGGGUUCGUGAGGUCGCCAUGAACCGGAAAACGAACCUGAUUAAUUUGUUCGUGUGUCUUCCAUAGUUUCGCUCCAGAAAAUAUCUC
This is a messenger RNA of Toxoplasma gondii ME49, 1119 nucleotides long. Its product is annotated as histone H2Bv. Lineage: Eukaryota; Apicomplexa; Conoidasida; Eucoccidiorida; Sarcocystidae. Gene Ontology annotation, molecular function: DNA binding; structural constituent of chromatin; protein heterodimerization activity. Gene Ontology annotation, cellular component: nucleosome. Gene Ontology annotation, biological process: nucleosome assembly. The record is from RefSeq and is a predicted model, not a curated record. The coding region runs from base 349 to 720 and encodes 123 amino acids. The transcript has 2 exons.